AGAAGAGUUAUUUCAACAUACGAUCAUAUUAUAUAGCAGGUAAGGGUAAUUAUUUUUCAAAAUAAAAAUUUACGUACCUUGUAUACAAGAAACCACUUAGAAGAUAACGGUUCAGUUUCAGCAAGUAUUAUCACAUGGAAAAAGCGGAUCAAAAUAAUGGAAGAGGGAUUUCGUGCACGUUACAAGAAGGACAAUAAAAAUAGUCUUGUUAAUGAGUUAAAAAAAGUUAUCAAGGCGGAAAUCCCACAAACUUUCGCUAAUGUAGACGUCAAAGACAUUAAGCUAUGGAAGGUGGAAAUUCCUUUGAUCGAACCACUCGUGUCGACCACCACUUCAGCUUCGAACGAGAUAUUGGAAUUAAAGGAACAACGUGCCUCAUUACAGGCAUUACUCAACAUGUCCGAAACGAACGAAGGCUUCAAGUGGACCGUAAACAUCGAUGACGCAGUCCUCGAAGGCCUCAAAGAGUAUAUUCGUGAAAUGGAUAAACCACCAGCACUUGAAAAUGAUGGAGCGCUUCAAGUUUUUGAGACUCCUCAAAGCUCUUCAACGAAUGGAUCUUACCGAAAGUGUGUGAGCUCUAUGGACUUAUCUCAAUCAGUUGUUAAGCAUCUAAUGGCCGAAUCGGAACUUCGCCAAAAAACCACCCCACUUGAUUUUGCGUAUGAAGCAACGAAAUCCAUUUAUUCAUACUGUUAUCUGGCCAGCGGGGUAUCGUUCUACGAAAAAAAUUUCAAAAUUAUACCGGAAAAACUCAUCACAGGUCACAACGGGCAAGGAAAUCUCGAUUAUGCAAUAGAAUGUCGUUCGAUUAAUAGGAUCGUUGGUUUAGUCGAAGUUAAAAAGGAUGACUUUAAGCAGGGAUUCGCACAGAUGGAAUCAUCAUUAAACGCAAAAACCACCAUUGUAUGCAAAGAUGAGAAUUUACAGGCUAAGGUCCUCGGGUAUAUUGUAUGGUUAUUGGAGGAAGCACAGAAGCCGGUGGAAGCUUCACGAGGAAUCGAGAGUAAUAAAAAACAUAGGUCAUCGAGCAGUCUUGCGGAAAAAUCCGACAUUGUAGAUAGUUCUUAGCGUAGUAAAUCAUCAUAUAAUAUGGACAAAGUCUUGAUCAUGUAUUUUAUUUUUCGCAUGUAUUACGGUCAACGUCUAAUAUGUAUUUAUUUUUUUUAUCUCUGUAUUAAUAAAGUAAG
This is a messenger RNA of Rhizophagus irregularis DAOM 181602=DAOM 197198, 1190 nucleotides long. The record is from RefSeq and is a predicted model, not a curated record. Lineage: Eukaryota; Fungi; Glomeromycota; Glomeromycetes; Glomerales; Glomeraceae.